AUGAUUCUCAAGCUGAAGUGGUGGUCGAAAGUUGAUUUUUCUGAUUCGAAUUUCUACGGGGCAUUUUUCCACAUGUUAUCUGUGGCUAUGGCUAUUUGUUCCCUUCUAUCCAGUGAUUGGAUACUGAUCGAGGAAUCGACUGUGAAUUCCACUACCAGCACCGGUAGCUCUGAGUUCUUCUUUGAUGUUUCCCGAUCAGAUCACUGCACGAAUAUUGAAAAUCGCGGCAGCAAGUUUUUCGGGCAACCAACGGACGUACACCGUAAUACCUGUUUCUUUGCUUCCAAAGUUUCUACUGUCGAUUGGAUUAGAACCACCUCGCUAUUGUGUUCGCGUUGCCGAGAUUUUUGGCGUCCGGCGAGGUUUGGAGGGUUCCUAGAUGACAAGGGAAAAACACAUAUUGCAUUUCAUUCCAGUGAGCGAGUGCUCCUUGAUUGCGUGACUCCAAUGGUGGCUAAUCUAUUUUAUAUUCUGAUUGCCCUCUGCUUUGUAAUUGCACUGACGUCGUCUUUAUCAUCUAUAAUGAAUCUUCUCCCACCGCCCAACGGAUUUUUACUGUGGCUGAAACGCAACACUAUCUUUGAGAUGUCUAAUAUGCUUCUCACACUCUCCGUUUGCGUGGUAGCACUCAUUGCACAGUGUGAAAUAGCUCGCGUACGACACGACUGUGAUGUUUCAUUAGGAGGCGGAGUGUUUAUGGUAUGUCUAGCCGGUGUGAUGUGUUUCUUCGCUGCUACUUCGACGUUGCGACACUCCACGAAGAUGAGUCGACUGCGACGUAUAGACAAUCAACGUCUUCUCUGCGCCAGAUCCUUAAGGUCAUGGCGAGAUUCAGCUCGGCGUUCUGAUGAUGUACUUCCUAUUGUUGAUUUUGAGAGGUACCUUGAUUCGUCCUCCUCGCUGCCGGGGCUUGGUAUUAUACAUUCGAACUCUGUGCAGCCAUAA
Necator americanus (New World hookworm) is the source of this 945-nucleotide messenger RNA. RefSeq lists its product as uncharacterized. Bases 1 to 945 code for a protein of 314 amino acids. The record is from RefSeq and is a predicted model, not a curated record. Lineage: Eukaryota; Metazoa; Nematoda; Chromadorea; Rhabditida; Ancylostomatidae. The transcript is spliced from 8 exons.